AUGCACCAGAGAUCGUGUAAAAUAUACAAAUCUCUCAAGCCAGUAACUCAGGAAGAUGAAUCAAACGACAGCGACGUAACCAGCCACCCAAUAUUUCAACACACGUCAACUUCAACAUCUACUCCAAAGCCAAUACCCGGAAUAAAAUUGCCCAAAUCAUCAACUCAGUGGUCUGAGGCCAACGCAUUCUUUCAGCUGGAAUUUAGAUGUCUAGACGCUAUCACAGAUAUCGACAGUUUCGCUAACAGGUUCCAAGAGGCAAUCUAUCCAUAUUUUGCUGCCAACUGUGGCAUUUUAAAAAUGAAAUCAAAACCUGUUGAGCACAUAAAUCGUGAUAUUAGGCGUUUAAAAACAAAAUUGAGAAAUUUAAAAUCGUUGGCUCAGAUCGACACUCGAUUCAACAAUGAAAUACGUAUGCUGAGCAAACAGAUUAGAGCAAUACUAAAAAACCAAUAA
This is a messenger RNA of Helobdella robusta, 456 nucleotides long. RefSeq lists its product as hypothetical. NCBI's taxonomy places the organism in Eukaryota, Metazoa, Annelida, Clitellata, Rhynchobdellida, Glossiphoniidae. The coding region runs from base 1 to 456 and encodes 151 amino acids. The transcript has a single exon. The record is from RefSeq and is a predicted model, not a curated record.